UCACGUGAUGCGCCGGCAGCCAAUGGGAAGGCGCCUUGUUGCGAGAGAGGCCUGUAGCAGCCGCUGAGGGCAGAAAGAGAGCGAAGGAGCUGCUGCUCAGGCCUGUCGCUCGCCUCAGAAGCCGCUCUCCUCCUCCGCUGGGCCCGCUCCCUCCUCCGCCUCUCCCUCCCCGGGAUGCUCUGAAGGGGCCCCGGCCUUCCGUCGCGCUCCCAGGCCGGCCUCGCGCUGGGGCAGCCGCCACCUCUCCUCAGGUGUGAAUGACCGAAGAGGUGCCUCCGACGGCACUCAGUGAGAUCUACCUUCGCCUCCUGUGCCAUGAUGACAUAGACACCGUCAAACAGCUCUGUGGCGACUGGUUCCCAAUAGAGUACCCUGACUCAUGGUACCGAGACAUCACCUCCAACAAGAAGUUCUUUUCCCUGGCAGCCACCUAUCGGAGCACGAUUGUGGGGAUGAUAGUCGCUGAGAUCAAGAGCCGGACAAAAGUACACAAAGAGGAUGGUGAUAUUUUAGCCUCUGGUUUUCCAGUGGAUACUCAGGUUGCUUAUAUUUUAAGCCUAGGAGUGGUAAAGGAAUUCAGGAAACAUGGCAUAGGUUCCCUCUUACUUGAGAGCUUGAAAGAGCACAUAUCGACCACUUCCCAGGACCACUGCAAAGCCAUCUACCUGCACGUCCUCACCACUAACAACACUGCGAUAAACUUCUACGAAAACAGAGACUUUAAGCAGCACCACUACCUUCCCUAUUACUAUUCCAUAAGAGGCGUCCUCAAAGAUGGCUUCACCUACGUCCUGUACAUUAACGGCGGGCACCCUCCCUGGACAAUCUUCGAUUACCUCCAGCACAUCGGUUCGACCCUGGCCAGUCUGAGCCCCUGCAGCAUUCCCCAGCGGAUCUACCGUCAUGCCCAGGGCCUCCUCUGCAGCCUCCUGCCCUGGUCGGGCAUUUCGGCAAAAAGUGGCAUCGAAUACAGCCGGACCAUGUGACGCCAAGGCGGGUUCUUCCCAGCAUUGCUGCAGCCGCUGCACCACUCUGGGGCUCCGCACGCUGUGAACAUGCCCUGCGACUCCUGAUGCCUCCCCACCGACCCACCGGGAUGCUGCCUCCCGCUGCGCUGCCCCAACUCCCCCAUUGUGAUGGUGCUCCUCAAGGGCCGCCAUCCCAUGCGGUCAGUCCCUGAGCCGACUGUUAUGCAGCCCUGGGCUUUGGCUGAGGACAUGUGUGGCGGAAGGAGAAGGACUGAGUCCUUGGACGAGGAGGAGGUGGAGAGCGACAGAGUGGCCGCAAGAAAUGCAUCUUCUUUCUGUCUUUCCUUUUGUCUUUCUUCCUUUUUUCCUUCCUACUUUGCCUACUUCUGCAAACCAAGCCCCUGAUGCCCAGGGAAUGAAAUUGCUGUUUCAUAGUGAAAUACGUUAUGUGUGUGUAUAUGCAUCGGUAUACACAGUGUACAGGGUAUCCUGCCUUUGCUCUGGGCUGGAAGUGGAAGUGCUGGGGAGGCACCAGUAUCUCUGAAUGGCCUUGGGCCCCAUCAUCCUGUGGAACCCCCUCCCCCUUCCCAAUUAGGAAGUUACACAGGGCAGUCUUGGGCCGGCUGUGGCUCCACUGGCCUUUGGGAGGCCCCUUCCUCUGGCCGUCCAGGUUUGCAGUAAUACUCUGGAUGUGGUUUGCCUUUUGCUAAACAGGCCACGCAUGGAUUGAAGAAUGACUGAGCCUGCAUCCCAUGUGCAAGCAGGACAAGCAUAGCAUUUAAAAGUCUUAUCAUGGCAGGAGGAGGCCAGGUAACAGGGAAACCUCUUCUCACCGUCAGGCUGGCCUCCUUGUUUUCCUCCCCACAUUGGUCCACCUUGUCCCCCUCCUCUGAGUCUUGCACUUUUCUCUUUUGAAAGCAGCUCUUUUUUCCCUAGUGGGCCAGGAGACUUUUCUUUCUGGUGGGAAUGAGGGAUUCUGCCAUUGUAUGGCUUAGGAAAAAGGGCUCUUGCAGUCCUUAAAAGGAAGGAAGCCAGCAAAGGCACAAACUAGAACUGACUCAGAACUGAAUGGUGCUGGUCAGAGCAAGGGGUGCAUCCCAGGUGACCUCGCUCCCUUUCCAUUGCAAAGAGAGGCACUAAGGGAUGAUCAUCGUGGUCAAGUCCCUCCGCUGUUCUCCCUUUGAGCUGCCUCUUAAUUUAGGACAGAGUAAGGCUGUUGCGAGGCUCUCACCCAAUGCCCUGAGAUCUUCCCUGCCUGCAUUUGAGUCUCCUUUUUGCUUGGGAGCGUCCCGAGUCUGAUCAGUGCACUCUACUCUUCUUUGGGUGGCUUUGUUCACUUGAUACCCUUCUUCUUGCUGCCUCUUGCCCUUUGGACCCCUUCCAACAAGAAGAGAAUGGUGGCUUCGGGAGGAAAAAAGGGGACAGACACCCCUUCAGAGGAAAGCCCCCCCCCCUUCCCCUUGGUGCCACCUGCACGCCUGCUGUACCCCCCCCCCCCCCCUAUUUAUUGAUGAGCGACCGUCAUCCAGUCACUUUACAUGUCUUUGAUUAAAAGGUUUUGUUUUGUU
Anolis carolinensis (green anole) is the source of this 2536-nucleotide messenger RNA. RefSeq names its product N-alpha-acetyltransferase 60, NatF catalytic subunit (gene naa60). Bases 258 to 986 code for a protein of 242 amino acids. The transcript is spliced from 7 exons. The record is from RefSeq and is a predicted model, not a curated record. Gene Ontology annotation, biological process: N-terminal peptidyl-methionine acetylation. Gene Ontology annotation, molecular function: protein-N-terminal amino-acid acetyltransferase activity; histone acetyltransferase activity. Gene Ontology annotation, cellular component: Golgi membrane. NCBI's taxonomy places the organism in Eukaryota, Metazoa, Chordata, Lepidosauria, Squamata, Anolidae.